AUGCUGCUGUGGGAGGGUAAGAAGCCCAUUGUUCUGCUUCUGGGCGAGGUGAUUCUCGCCCAGGCGGAGUGGAAUGACUUGGGAGCGCUUGCGGAACUACGUCAAGUCAAUGAGGGUACCAGGGAUCGAUUCCUCAUCGAUUGUAAAGCGGGUGUCUAUGAUGGGGUAGUAGCAAUCUCCCGAACGUAUGAUUCAACUCAGAUGACUGGCCGCUUCGACCAAGAACUCAUCGACGUCCUCCCCUCCAGCCUAAGAUUCGUCUCCCACAAUGGCGCCGGCUACGACUCAAUUGACGCCUCCGCCUGCGCAACCCGUGGCAUUUCCGUCUCAAACACCCCCGGUGCCGUCGACGCAUCCACAGCUGACACGACCCUCUUCCUCAUAAUCGGUGCGCUUCGCAGAAUCCACAUACCCACCACCGCCCUACGAGCAGGCAAAUGGCGCGGAGGCAUGUGCUUGACGCACGAGCCCGAGGGGAAAACAUUGGGUAUACUGGGAAUGGGUGGCAUUGGGACAGCAGUCGCCCGGCGCGCGGUACCAUUUGGCAUGCGCAUUCAAUACCACAAUCGGUCCCGUGUGCCUGGAUCGCAGAAUCCCGUGGGAGCAAAAUACGUGAGCUUCGAAGAGUUGCUCAGAACAAGCGACAUCAUCAGCGUUCAUCUUCCCCUCAACGCCAGCACACGUGGGAUGAUCUCACGAGAUCAAUUUGCCACGAUGAAAGACGGCGUCGUUCUCAUCAACACUGCCCGAGGUCCCAUUGUCAACGAAGAUGCGCUCGUUGAGGCUUUGGAAAGUGGGAAAGUGUGGGGUGCGGGUUUGGACGUGCACGAGCAUGAGCCGAAGAUCCAUCCCGAGCUGAUUGAAAAUGAGAACUGCGUUCUCUUGCCGCAUGUGGGCACGGGGACAUUGGAGACGCAGCGGAAGAUGGAGGUGCUGGUUUGCGAGAAUAUCAAGAGCGCAUUGGAACAGGGACAUUUGAAGACACCUGUUAUGGAGACGAGGAAGAUGCCGACGGCGAAGGGUGUGCGCUACAAUGAUAAGAUGGGGCUACGCAAUGGGGUGGGCCGCCACGACGGGCAUUUACAGGGCGGGAUGUGA
Letharia columbiana is the source of this 1098-nucleotide messenger RNA. RefSeq lists its product as uncharacterized. NCBI's taxonomy places the organism in Eukaryota, Fungi, Ascomycota, Lecanoromycetes, Lecanorales, Parmeliaceae. Gene Ontology annotation, molecular function: hydroxypyruvate reductase [NAD(P)H] activity; glyoxylate reductase (NADPH) activity; NAD binding. The transcript has 3 exons. The record is from RefSeq and is a predicted model, not a curated record. Gene Ontology annotation, cellular component: cytosol. Bases 1 to 1098 code for a protein of 365 amino acids.